GAGUCUGCAGACGGCCGUGGCUCCUCUGUUCUUCCCGAGGCUACAGCAACAGGUUCAUUCUGGGAUGGGUUGGGGGUGGGGAGGCAAAAGCCACCCUGGCAGGCCCGGACCUUUUGUAGUUUCUGUGGGACGCGCAUGGCUGACCGCCUGCAAAGAAAAACAGCGCCUCCCUUAAGGGUCAGGUCCCAGUGAGAGGACCCUGACAGCCCAGCUGGGGGUGGAACGAGGGACCCUUGUCUGCAGUGGCCAGGGUCCAAGCCCCUGGACAUGUGCUUAGGGCAGGGGACCUUCCAAAACAGCUCCUCUGAGGGAGGGGAGUGGGCACACAUGGUACCUGCCAAGUCCCCCGAGAGUCCCCUGUGAGCUGGACCAAGCCCUGUUUCCUGCUGAGGCUAGGAGAGACAGAACCGACAGCCCGCAGGCUGUGCAUGGUUAGGCCCACAUCCAGAGUAUGUGGGCUGUGCAGCUGUGCAUGCUGGGGUGGCCGUGCUGGGAGCCGUGGGUGGGUAACAGUUGGAUGUGGGGUGUAGAUGUAGGUGCCUUGUUUACCACUGUGGAUGUCUGAAAUGGGCAGGGAUGUGUGUGUGUGAGGAGAGAGAGAGAGAGAGAGAAAGAAGCUGUCCUGUGAGCCCAUGGGUGAAAUAUAACUGAUAGUGACCAUAGAAACUUUUGCGAGUGUGUGCACCUAUGUGUGUGUGCUGACAAACAGAACAGUCCUGUGUGUGUCCAUGGGUGCAACAAUGAUGAGAAUCCUUCCAUGUGACUGCGGCAGGGGCCUGUAUUGCGUGUCACUGUCCCUGUAGCAAUGAAGAACUGUCGGUGUCUGGGUCUUGAAGUGGCUGGUACACAGUCGUGUUCAAUAAAUGCUUAAGGAAUGAGUAACCGAACGCAGGGAAACUGACCUGGAGCAGGUGUCCAACGACCUGGUCUUACAAGCCUUUUCUCUAGAGGUCUGUCUGUCCACCUCCCGACAUAUGGGGUCUCCUGUCCCUCCUGGUCACCCAGCCCAGAGCCUGGCACUGUGUAGGUGCUCAUGGAAUAUUUGUUGAAUAAAGUAACCAGUGAACAAAAGAGUUCCUGGAGUACGGAGGUGGGAGAGACCCCUGUAGAGGAAACUCCCUGAAGCCCACCCUUUAGCCAGGUUCUGGGGGUGGGACAUCUGCAGAGAGCUCUGAGAAACCUGGGUUUCGGGGAGCAUCUGGAUCAGGGGAAAAGGGCACGGGCUUUGGAGCCAGGCCCGACCCAGGCCACUUCCUCACUGUGUGCUUGAGGAAGUGGCCUCACUUUGCUGAGCCUCAGAGUUCCCCUCUGUACAAUGGGGCUCCUGAUCCCACUGUCUCAGUCCACGUGGCCCAUGGCAGGUGCUCAAUGGAUGUUUGCUGAAUGACUGAAUGUCGAUCAUAAGUUACAGCCACGCCCCAUGGGCAGCAAGGCUCUGUAGCUCAUCCUGGACUCCAGUCACAUCAACACCUGGCUUCUCCCGGGUGGAUCCAGUGAACCAUUUUCUUUUGGUUUGAAGCCAGAGGUGUUCCUGGGGAGAUGGCGGAACAGCACGGAGCACCCGAACAGGCUGCAGCUGGCAAGAGCCAUGGAGACCUUGGGGGCAGCUACAAGGUGAUCUUGUACGAACUAGAGAACUUCCAAGGCAAACGCUGCGAGCUCUCGGCCGAGUGCCCCAGCCUGACCGACAGCCUGCUGGAGAAGGUGGGCUCCAUCCAAGUGGAGUCCGGGCCGUGGCUGGCAUUUGAGUCCAGGGCCUUCCGCGGGGAGCAGUUUGUUCUGGAGAAGGGGGAUUAUCCUCGCUGGGAUGCCUGGUCCAACAGCCGUGAUAGUGACAGCCUUCUGUCCCUCCGGCCUCUGAAUAUUGAUAGUCCACAUCACAAGCUGCAUCUGUUUGAGAACCCAGCUUUCAGUGGCCGCAAGAUGGAGAUAGUGGAUGAUGACGUGCCCAGCCUGUGGGCUCAUGGCUUCCAGGACCGUGUGGCGAGUGUCCGUGCCAUCAACGGGACGUGGGUUGGCUAUGAGUUCCCCGGCUACCGUGGGCGCCAGUACGUGUUUGAGCGGGGCGAGUACCGCCACUGGAAUGAGUGGGACGCCAGCCAGCCGCAGCUGCAGUCUGUGCGCCGCAUCCGUGACCAGAAGUGGCACAAGCGGGGCCGCUUCCCCAGCAGCUGAAAGGCACCCAGACUUCAAGGACCCAGACCCACCCUGGGGGGCUGCAAGGGCAAGAAGAGGAGGCUCCAGGGUUGGGGCGAGGGCCGACCUGUCCACCCUUCCCUGGAAUCUGCUCAAUAAAGCCUGGGGUUGGUCCCCCACCCGCCA
This is a messenger RNA of Homo sapiens (human), 2322 nucleotides long. RefSeq names its product crystallin beta B3 (gene CRYBB3). Bases 1540 to 2175 code for a protein of 211 amino acids. The transcript is spliced from 5 exons. The record is from RefSeq and is a predicted model, not a curated record. Gene Ontology annotation, molecular function: structural constituent of eye lens. NCBI's taxonomy places the organism in Eukaryota, Metazoa, Chordata, Mammalia, Primates, Hominidae.